AGCGCGGGCACAAGAAAAAAAAACAGAGCGGAAGUAAGCUCUACGCAUUAAACGUAAAGCCACCGAGUUGAACAGAGACACUAAAUCGGUUAUGUAAAGAGAAGUGCGUAUAUGUUUCUGAGAAUGAUAUAUUCUGCAGGCCAAUGUGUAGGCGGUUUUAAACAGUGUAGUCCCAGUUUGUAAUUCGUUGGAGAUGAAUUUAUAUAUUUUUUAAGGUUUAUUUAUUUAAUUCCGUUUUCAUUUAUGUCCAAGGAAUACAAAUCUGCUACAGUCAGUGGUCCUAUUGAAAAAAAUGGAACAAACAAACACAAACAGCAGAGUAACCGUAUGGAAUAUCUAAGACGACUCUUUGGCUGUGAAGAAUGCCGAUUCGUGCAUACUGCACCAUCUGCUCAGAUUAUUUCGAUAACUCGAAAGAUGUGGCUGCUAUACACUGCGGGCACACCUUUCAUUAUGACUGUCUUCUUCAGUGGUUCCAGACAGCUCCCUCCAAAACCUGUCCACAGUGCAGGAAACAGGUCAGCCCUAGACACAUCAUAAGCAAGCUGUUCUUUGAUCAAGUAUUGGAAGAGGGGGCCCCCACUCUGGACCCUGAGAGCCUACAGAAUGAAUUGGACAGGAUCCGGGUGCUGCUCAGCACAAAAGAGUCAGAGUGGAGGGAAAGCCAGAAGAUUAUUGACUCCCUGCGGGAGACUGUUAAUCACCGCAACACCACCUUGGAGUCCCUGAAGAGGAGUCUAGAGGAGAAGGAAAUGUUGUGCUCCACCCUUAGGAAACAGAUGAAGUACCUGGAGAACCAGCAGAAUGAGACCAAGUCUGCAAAAGAGGAAACACGACGCCUGAGGACCAAGAUGAAAACAUUUGAGAGUCUUGACCUACUUCUCCAGGGCCAGCGUGGGGAGGUGGAGGCCAUGAUCCGGGAUAUGGGAGUGGGCCAGAGUGCUGUCGAGCAGCUCUCCAUCUACUGCGUCUCCCUCAAGAAAGAAUACGAAAACCUGAAAACAAACCACAGAACCUCAAAUGAGAUGACUGAAAAACUCAAGAGAGAACUGUUUUCAUCAAACAGCAAGUUAGAUAAGGCUGUAUUGGAGCUGAAUCGAACAAAAGACGACUUGAAAGCAGCCCAGCAGGAACUGGUGAAUGCUGACAAACAAAUCACGAGUUUGAAGAAGAAAGUGGAGUUCCUGCAGAAGACUUUGAGCACACCGUCUCGUACCAAUGAAGCCAUCAGCCGGCUGGUCUUUGAGAGUCCAGCACCCGUCCAGUUGAAACAGCCCUGCCUGCGACGACCAAUGAACAGCGAGGACAUUGACCUUAACAUGACCUUCGACAUCUCCACCCCAGAGGACCUAAACAAGAAACCUGUCACUGCCCCUUCCAAAAAGAUCAGACUGGAGGCCAUGCAAUCUGCCUCAAGCCAGCCUGCUAAGUACUCCAUAGAAAACAAGAGCGCCAAAGGCAAGGAAGCAGAGGAGGAUAUUGUUCUCGCUCCCUUCCUAAGCAACUCUCUGCUCUUCAGAAAGAACACUUUUGGAAGUCUGCUUGAUCCACAGAGAGGCAAAGGGGGCGCUAUAAGAACUGGUUUUGAUGGACUUGGAGGAAGAACGAAGUUCAUACAACCUUCUCCUCUCGCAGAUAUCUCUCCACCAGUACGGAAGGUUAAGCGUAAGAAAGUAACAAGGCCACUGAAUGGGAUGCUUUCCGCCAAACUGCAAAAACUAGAUGGCUUUCUGCAGCUCUGACUGCUUGUGGCCAAUAAAUCAUCACUGAGGGAAAGCUGCUGUAUCUCCUAACCUGCACUUCUUUCCAAAUCUACUAGUGGCUCAAGUAUGAAUUGGACAAUUUAAAGACAAACAGUCUUGUGCUGACCAGCUCUAGUAACAGUGCUUGGAUGUAUAGAGGUGUUAAUACACUUAAAUAAGGUUUCUUCCAGUAGGUCUUGUGUUCUUCCAUCAUGAAAAAUGGCAACAGAAAGAUUGAAACUGCUAGGUUUGAGCACCAUCUCCAAGCUUAUUUCAGUGCACUGUAUUAAUUCUGAAACCAGUUUAAACUGUUCCGUGUUAGGAUCAAACUGAUGUGAAGGUGAUAGUAAAGAAGGGGAACCGUCGACUUCAGAUUUGCACUCGUGUGUUAAUUCUCAGUUGGUAUUUUUAUACUUGUUUUGUAUGUUGAAUUUGUGGUAUGUAUGUGUUUCAGAAAUUAAAGUGUAGGUGUAUAAAGUGUAUAGAUUAUUCCAUUCAUGUUACCAUAUGUUUCUGCCAUAUGAAAACAUUGUAUGAAUUAUUUGUGUAUAUAUAGAAAGUGUUUGUCUUUUUAAAUUUGCCCACAAAUAAAUAGUUGCAGUUUGUUACAUUUCAAUUACAGGUCAUGCCUAUUUUUGUAUAUUUAUUUUUUAAAUUUGUGUUAAAACACAUACUUUAAAAUACUUUUUCAAGCUGUAUUUUCUUGUUUGUUUAGAAUAAUACAAAAUUAACAUCACAGCCUUGUUCAGUAAUAAAGAAAGCUUGUACAACAGUUUAAAUGGCUGCAACCGAAUAUCUGGCUUGUAGCAUUUUUAUUGAACCAGCAUAUGGGGCUUAAAACAAGGGAUCAAAUCUGUGAUCUACACAUGCAGAGGCUUAUUUAAUUACCUGGAUGUCAGUUUGUCUGUGCCCGAAUGGAACCCAAUACUUCAAUAUGACAUGUGGCAUAUUUACUGGUGAUGUAAAAACGUCCAGGUGUGAAUGGGAGCUUUGUUUCGAAUCCAAUGUGUACUCUUUGUCCACGGCACUGUUGCUACUGGGUGGUGGUUUUACUUUUUUGUGUUUUAGUGCAACCGUGUUUAUAAUCAGUGAAACAAUAAAGACAAUACCGUUCAA
Molecule: messenger RNA, 2858 nt
Organism: Acipenser ruthenus (sterlet)
Lineage: Eukaryota; Metazoa; Chordata; Actinopteri; Acipenseriformes; Acipenseridae
Product: E3 ubiquitin-protein ligase TRAIP-like
Exons: 17
Coding region: 363-1742 (459 amino acids)
Source: RefSeq, a predicted model, not a curated record